GUAACACAUGGAUUUCAAUACUAAAACAGACCGGGACGGCACUUCCUAGUUCCUUUUCUCACCACAUAGAGUUGCAUUAUGACUGGCCAGAGACCCAACUUUUCCAAGGUCUACAAGACCCCUCGUCGUCCUUUUGAAAAGGAGCGUCUCGAUCAGGAGUUGAAGUUCGUCGGAGAGUUCGGACUUCGUAACAAGCGUGAAGUAUGGCGCGUCAAGUACAGUCUUGCUAAGAUCCGCAAGGCUGCCCGUGAUCUUCUAACCCUAGAAGACAAGGACCCCCGACGCCUGUUCGAGGGUAACGCGCUUCUGCGUCGCCUGAUUCGCAUUGGUGUGCUUGAUGAUACCCAGAUGAAGCUCGAUUACGUUCUGAAUUUGAAGACCGAGGAUUUCCUUGAGCGUCGUCUUCAGACCCAGGUCAUGAAGCUUGGUCUAGCCCGUUCCAUUCAUCACGCCCGUGUCCUUAUCCGUCAGCGUCACAUCCGCGUCGGUAAGCAGCUGGUAAACAUCCCCUCAUUCGUUGUGCGUGUAGACUCACAGAAGCAUAUUGACUUCAGUUUGAACUCUCCUUUCGGUGGAGGCCGUGCUGGACGUGUCAAGCGUAAGAACGCCGGCAAGACGUCUGAUGACGCUGAAGAUGACGAGGAGUAAGUAUGUACUUAUAACUUAUAAAUAUAGUAUAAAUUUACUGGCCAACUCAACUUCUUUGCGUUACGAAUAAAUACACUCGUGCGGUUAGGCAACAACUGUGUGGAACUGUACCUUCUCGCUCGUGUUUGUGCUUUUGAUGCUCUGUUCGUAUAUCGAUAUAUGUGCAUUUGUC
Molecule: messenger RNA, 820 nt
Organism: Sphaeroforma arctica JP610
Lineage: Eukaryota; Ichthyosporea; Ichthyophonida
Product: 40S ribosomal protein S9
Exons: 4
Coding region: 79-648 (189 amino acids)
Biological process (GO): positive regulation of translational fidelity; translation
Cellular component (GO): cytosolic small ribosomal subunit
Molecular function (GO): structural constituent of ribosome; rRNA binding
Source: RefSeq, a predicted model, not a curated record